This is a messenger RNA of Dermatophagoides farinae (American house dust mite), 3139 nucleotides long. The record is from RefSeq and is a predicted model, not a curated record. NCBI's taxonomy places the organism in Eukaryota, Metazoa, Arthropoda, Arachnida, Sarcoptiformes, Pyroglyphidae.
UCAUCAUGAUCACGAUAAUAAUGAUAAUGAUGAUGAUGGCGAUGCAAAUAAACGUGAUAAUCAAACAAAUUUUCAUAUCGAUUCCGAUGUUGAAGAAGCAACUGAAUAUCUAAAAGAUCAUCGUAUCAAAAUGAUUCAUAAUUAUAAUGUUGAAGACGAUCAAGAUGAUGAUGAUGAUAAUGGUGUUCCUUCAUCAUCAUCAUCAUUAUCAGCAGCAAUAAAUAAACAAAUCGAUAAUAAUGAUUCGUUCAAAUUAGAACAAAAAGUAAUGAAUGUUCAUUCAAUCGGAUUACGUCAUCAGCACCAUUGUUGUCGACAAAAUUCAACACCAAAUCUUUUGAAUACAAUAAAGAAUUCAAAUUCGAUGAUUCGACCAAAUAAUAGUGAUAAUAAUCUAGUCGAUAUGAUAAUAGAUGGGGAUUUAUUGAAUUCAUCAUCAUCAUCAUCAUCAUCACCAUCAUCAACGUCAUCAUUUGGCAAUGUUGAUUUAAAUAUGAUGAUGAAAUCUCAUACUGGUAAUGAUGAUGCUAUUGUACCGGUUUCAAUCAUUGAUAAUGUUGUCAAUGUUGAUUAUGAAAUGAAAUGUCCACCAUCCACAGCGGACAAUGUUCUAGUGGUUAAUAAUACCGAUGCCGAUGCUAUUGCUGCUGCAGCUGAUGAUGAUGAUGAUGAUGAUGAAAAUGUUCAUGCAUCAGAUUCCAAUGAUGUAAUAACAGUAGUGAACAAAUUACAGCAAAUAAAAUCUUUUGAUAGUCAAUCAUUAUCAUCAUCAUCAUCAGCAUGUGGUGGAAGAUUUUCAAGGCAACAAUCAUCAGGAAUUUCUAAAAAGAAACAUAAUAACGAUUGUGAUGAUCUGAAAACAAAUAGAAGAUCAUCUUUUGAUUUAAUAAAUUCAACAAAUAUUCCUGAUGUUGUUUCAUUAUCUGAGAAUAACGACAACAACGAAAAUUCUAAUGAUCAAAUGAUUAAAUCUGAGACUCAAAUAUCACUGGCCACUACGACGACAUCGGCAACAACAACAACAACAACGACAACGACCACAACAACAACAACAACAACACAGACAAUAAUAUCAAAACAGUUACCGUCAACAUCAACAACAACAACCAUGAAUCGUAAACGAAGAUCAAAUAAUUUCCUUUCAAAUAUAAUAUCCGCUUCCUAUCGACAAAAAUCAAUAGAAUUUAAUCGUUUAUUUCAAAAAGAUAUUGGUAAUAAUAAUGAAUUAUUGAUUGGUGAUUUUUAUUGUGCAUUGAAUGCAAUACAAGGACGAAUUUAUAUAUCAAAAGAUCAUUUUGCAUUCCAUUAUAAUAUUAUGGGAAUGUUUGCUAAAAGUUUGAUAUGGAAUUGUUCAAAUAUAGUGGCUAUAAAUAAAGCAAACACUGCAUUAGUUAUACCGAAUGCAAUACAAUUGAUUGUAAAACAGCCACAAUCAUCGACUAAUAAUGGUAUAAUGGAAAAUAAAGAUGAUAAAGAUGCAUCGAUUUCAUUAUCAUCAACAUCAACAUUUGCUAUCAACAAUAAUAAUAAUAAUAAUGUUGAUCAACAACCACAACAACAACAAAAUCAAAGAUAUUUAUUCACAUCAUUCACACAACGUGAUAAAACAUUUGCAUUAAUGGAAACAGUUUGGAAACGUUCGAAUCAAUGUCGUUCAUUAUCGAAUCAGGAAAUAUCCGAUCUAGUACAUCGAUUCUAUGGUGAAGAUCUUGGUUUCAUGAACGAUAAAGAAGAAAGAGAAUUUUUUGCUGAAAAAAUUUGUUGUUCAACAAAAAAUUUGAUGGCAAAUCAUACAAAUAAUAAUAAUGAUAAUGUUGUUGGUAUUGAUGCUGCCAGUAGUGGUUGCGAUAAUAAUAAUGGUGAUGACAAUAAUAAUGAUGAUUCAAUCAAUCAUCAGAUGGCCAUUAAUGAUCAUGUAAAAAUAUUGAAUGAAUCGAAUGAUCAACAAGAUCGAAUUAUGAUAAAUAGCAAAAAUGAUGAUUCAACAAAAUCAGCUGAUGAUGCUUUACAGCAACAACAACAACAACAACAAAAACAAAAACAACAAGUGUCAAUUGCUCAUGUUUCUUCCAAUGAAUCAAUUAUCGAUCCUGAUAUUGAUGAUUUUAAAUCAAUAAUUCCAAUCAAUUCAUCCACACCAAUUCUGUCCGGUGCCCGAUCAAUGACCAUUUCAUCAUCUGAAUCAUCUUAUGUUUCAAAUGAAAUGAUUGAACAAAAGAAACAACAAUCGGAUACUAAUGUACCAGAUGAUGAAAUUGUUGAUCGUGUUGAUGAUCAAAUGAUUCCUGCACCAACAACAACAACAACAACAAAACCGACAAUUCCAUCAUCAUCACAAUCAUCAAAUGAAAUGAAAUCAUUGAAUCGUUUCUUUCAGGCUGCUUCAUUAUCAAUGGUUGAAGGUUCAUGUCGUUGUUCACGUCAUCAAGGAACAUUGAUUAUUGAAAAGAUUCUUCCAUUUCCAGUGGAUUAUUUAUUUGAAUUAAUAUUUAUUGAUCAAAAUUUCAUGCGUUAUUUGCAUAAAACACGACAAACCACCGGUAUGAAAAUAUCAGCAUGGAUGCCAUUUGAAGAGAAAAAUCGGCCACAAACACAAUUACCGGAUGGUGAUUAUGAUAUACGUCGUAGUGGAUAUCGUACCAUGAAAUAUACGAUUAAAUUGACCGGUAUGCCAUUGAUAAAAUCGGCAACCGUGUUGGAAAGUCAAUACAUUUUACAAAGUGAUCUAAAUCGUGCUUAUUGUCUAUUUACAGAGAUUCGAAAUCAAGAUAUACCAUAUUCAGAUUCAUUUCUAGUUAGUGCAACAUGGUGUCUAAAUUCAUGUUUACCGGCUGAUCAACAACAACAACAACAAUCAACAACGACAACAGCUAUACGAUUACCGACGCAUACAAAAUUACGUAUCUAUCAAAAUAUCCAUUACAUUAAACAAAGUUUUUCAUUAUCAUUGAUGAAAUCAUCAAUUGAAAAAAAUUCCGUACAAGGAUUUCAAGAUCUUAUUGGUGAUAUUUUGAAAUUAUUACGUACAAAUCGUUUUGAUUAUGCAGCACAAUCCAUGCUUUUUAAUGAAUCAACAACAACAACAACAACAACAACUGCUAAACAACAACAGCAGCAACAACAACAACAACCGAAACAA